GGAGAGAAAAAUAAAAAUCGGGAAAAAAAAAUGGAGAGGAGAAUAUAAAUAAAUCUGUGUCUCUCACUUUGUUACUGGCAAAUAAACUGAGGUCGGCAAAAGGAAGAAGAGUUUUCAGGCGGGUGUGUUGUGACAAAUAUCUCUUACUUCUUCUUCUUUUUUUCUCUCUUUACUUUCAUUUCACGUUUUUCGUCUCUGAUUUUCUGGGAAUUUUUCCAUUUCUGCGUUGGUUGGGGAAGAAAUUGGGACGAAUUUUUGUUGUGUGAUUGGGUUUUUGAGAUUUGAAAUUUGGGUUUCCGUCGGUUUUUGUAACGAAACCGUGAGAAUUUGAGUUGGGUUUUCUAUCCCCUUCUGGAGGGAUUUGAUAAUUGUGGGGGAAUCGGAGUGGGUUUUCUUUGGAAUCUCAGUUCUCUGUGAAUGGCGACGAAUUCGCGUUUGGGAGUUCACUGAAGUUUAAUUCUCUGCGAUUCUCUUCUGGAUGUCAAUUUGGACGGUCAACUUUUGAUUCAGGAUAAAGUUAUCAGGCCAGGGCACAGGAGCUUUUUGUUCUUUCUCGAUUUUCGGUUUUUUCUAAUUUGUGUAUCGUUUAUUAGAGGGUGAUUGAUUACUGGUCAUCUGGAUUGUAAAAUUCAUUAUCUGAGGAUUUUUAUUGACAGUCAAUAAGCAAGGAGGACUUAUUUUUGUGACUUGUGGAGGACUUUUUUGGUUUCAUUAUGAAUAGAGGAUUGGAUUCGGUGAUAGAAUCAAUGAGGAACCCUGAGAAGUGCUUAGAUUCUCAGCUAUGGCAUGCCUGUGCUGGUGGGAUGGUUCAAUUGCCAUCCAUUAACUCAAAGGUAGUCUACUUCCCCCAGGGUCAUGCCGAGCACGCCCAGGGGAAUGUUGAUUUUGGGAAUUCUAGAAUUCCUUCGAUCAUUCUUUGCAGAGUAUCUGGCAUAAGACAUAUGGCAGAUCCCGAAACAGAUGAGGUUUUUGCUAAGAUAAGGUUGAUUCCAGUGAGGAAAGACGAAUUCGAUGUGGAAGAUAAUGAUGAACUUCUGGGGCACCGUGAGAUUAGGAGCCAGGAGAAACCUGCCUCCUUUGCCAAGACACUGACACAAUCUGAUGCAAACAACGGCGGGGGAUUCUCUGUGCCUCGCUAUUGUGCCGAGACCAUCUUUCCUCCUUUGGAUUACUCGGCAGAGCCUCCUGUUCAGACCAUUCUUGCCAAGGAUGUUCAUGGUGAGAUUUGGAAGUUUAGGCAUAUAUACAGGGGGACUCCACGGCGCCAUCUUUUGACGACGGGGUGGAGUAACUUUGUGAAUCAGAAGAAACUUGUUGCUGGUGACUCAAUCGUUUUCCUGAGGGCUGAAACUGGUGAUCUCUGUGUCGGAGUAAGGCGAGCCAAGAAGGGAAUUGGUUGUGGAAUCGAUUACUCACCUGGGUGGAACCCAACAAAUUCUGGCUCUCCACUUGUUGGGUAUUCUGAUUUUAUGAGGGAGAAUGAAGGUAGACUGGUAAGAAGAAAUCCGAAUGGGAACCUGAGCGGAAGAGUGAAAGUCGAAUCUGUCAUCCAAGCUGCAAUGCUUGCUGCCAGCACAAAGCCGUUUGAGGUUGUGUACUACCCAUGUGCUGGUACUCCAGAGUUUGUUGUUAAAGCCUCUACUGUGAAAUCUGCUUUGGAUCAUCACUGGGGCUCUGGUAUGAGAUUCAAGAUGCCUUUCGAAACCGAAGAUUCAUCUCGGAUAAGCUGGUUUAUGGGAACUAUAUCUUAUGUCCAGGUAGCUGAUCCUAUUCGGUGGCCUAAUUCUCCAUGGCGAUCUCUGCAGGUGACAUGGGACGAGCCAGAUUUACUGCAAAAUGUGAAGAGUGUUAACCCGUGGUCGGUUGAAGUGGUAGUAAAUAUGCCAGCUAUCCAUGUCUCCCCCUUCUCGCCACCAAGAAAGAAGCCGCGUUUUCCGCUUCCAGCAGACACUGCCGUAUUUGGUCACCUUCCAAUGCCAUCAUUUUCGACCAAUUUCUUUGAAUCAACCAACCCAUUACUAGGUAUUACCAAUAACAAUAUUCCUGCAGGCAUACAGGGAGCCAGGCAUACUCAAUUUGGACUCUCUUCAUCCAACCUCCAAAUCAGCAGACCGCAGUCGGGACAGUUUCCCAUUGGUUUUAAGCACCUUGAUGGUGCCACUCCUCUUCCUGGAAUCCAUGGCGAAGAUAUCUUUGGAGGCACGAAAAACCCCGAUAACCUUUCUCACUGGCUAACAAUGGGAAACCACAUUCAAAGCCCAAAAGAGAUCAAAGAAACAAAACCAGCUCACAUCUUAUUGUUUGGCCAACUCAUUCUGCCUGAUCAACAGAUUUCUAAGAGCUGCUCUGGAGAUACGACGAAUGCAUCAGAUGCCAAUCUAGAGAAAGCAUCAAACCUUUCUGACGGUUCAGGUUCAUCAUCACAACAGAAUGGUUCGCUGGAGAAUUCGUCAGAUGGAGGAUCUACCUCGUACAACGGUCAGGAAAAAACUGGUCUUGGCUUGGACACUGGUCAUUGCAAGGUUUUUAUGGAGUUGGAGAACGUCGGUCGUACUCUCGACCUAUCGGUCCUCGGAUCGUACGAAGAAUUGUAUAGAAAGCUGGCCAAUAUGUUUGGUGUAGGAAGCUCAGAGAUGCUGAGUUCUGUUCUUUAUCAGGAUGCACUUGGUGCGACAAGGCAUGCUGGAGAUGAGCCUUUCAGCGAGUUUCUGAAGACGGCAAGAAGGCUAACCGUACACGCAGAUUCUCGAAGUAGCGACGACAUCAGAAUGUAGGGGGAAGGGAACCUUUUAACUGGGCUUGUUUUUUGAUUGUUGAAAACUCCAUGUUCUCUAGUAAUGAUUCUCCUUUUUAGUUCCUCACAUUUUGUUAUUCAAAAUGCUCAAAAUUAGAA
Molecule: messenger RNA, 2893 nt
Organism: Momordica charantia (bitter melon)
Lineage: Eukaryota; Viridiplantae; Streptophyta; Magnoliopsida; Cucurbitales; Cucurbitaceae
Product: auxin response factor 18
Biological process (GO): regulation of DNA-templated transcription; response to hormone
Cellular component (GO): nucleus
Molecular function (GO): DNA binding
Source: RefSeq, a predicted model, not a curated record